CAGACCACAGACGGAAAGCAAGCUUCCAAAUGACAAGAAAGAUGUGAAACAAGUAGCGAAAUGAAAAUACAGAACACAUAUUUCGGCCUUCUCCUAGAGAAGACAAAUCCCACGAGCUCGCAGUAUUUCUACCUCAAAAAGAUCGAGCCACCGCAAAAUAAUUGAGUAAGGCAUCUUUAAAUUUUCGACCAUCUUGGCCUCUGAUGUCACAAAAUAGCCCUCCGGAACGGGAUCUUUUCUUUUUAAUUUAAUUGGUGCAGACAAAUGCCUGAUGGAUCACGCGGUUCCGUUGCCGGAUAAUAAUCAAAAAGACCGUUUGCACUGGUGAUGUUUUGAUGCUCAACUCUUCAUGAUGCUCCAAUGUCUGUCGUUGCGAUGUGUUCUGAUCUUGGCAUCAUCACUGUCUGUGCUCGGAGAUUCCGAUUCUGCACAACGGGACGGAGCACCCCCUUCUAAAAUAGCCAUAAUCGGAGCAGGAAUCGGCGGAACUGCAACAGCCCAUUUUCUGCGCCAGAACUUUGGACCGGAGGUGCGCAUCGACGUGUUCGAGAAGGGCACGGUCGGGGGGCGACUCGCAACGGUCACUGUCAACCACCAGGAAUACGAGUCCGGGGGCUCUAUCAUCCACUCCCUAAACCUGCACAUGCAAGACUUCGUGAAGCAGUUGGGACUGAAGCACCGCAGGAGUGUGGCGGGAAAGACGGCCGUGUUUAACGGGGAGGAGUUCAUCCUGGAGGAGACUGACUGGUAUCUCCUGGACCUCUUCCGUCUUUGGUGGCGCUAUGGCAUCAGUUUCAUCCGCCUGCAGAUGUGGGUUGAGGAGAUCAUGGAGAAGUUCAUGAGGAUUUAUAAGUACCAGGCCCAUGGCUACGCCUUCAGCUCGGUGGAGGAGCUGCUGAGCUCCCUGGGCGGCACCGGGUUCCUGAACAUGACCCGUCGCUCCCUGUCAGAGUCGCUGCUGGAGCUGGGGGUGUCCCAGCGGUUCAUCGACGAGGUCAUCGCCCCCAUCAUGAGGGUCAACUACGGGCAGAACAUCAGCAUUCCCGCCUUCGUGGGUGCCGUGUCACUGGCAGGUGCUCAGGCCAACCUGUGGGCUGUGGAAGGGGGAAACAAGCUGGUGUGCCUUGGGCUGCUUAAGCUGGCGAAGGCCAACCUGAUCCAGGCAGCAGUCACCACCAUAUCACCCCACACCACAGGGGAAUCCAGCCAGUAUCAGCUCACCUACGAAGGCCCGACGGACAAGGACUCAGGACUCUAUGACAUCGUGGUGGUGGCCACGCCCCUGCAGGACGGUGUGGGCGCGGGCAUUUCCUUCCGGGGCUUCGCGCCGGAGCUGCCCGCCGUCGGGGGCACGUACCACCAAACGGUGGCGUCCAUCGUCCAUGGCUACCUGAACUGCUCCUACUUCGGCUUCCCGGACCCCAAGCUCUUCCCCUUCGCCAGCGUGCUGACCACUGACAACCCGGAGCUGUUCUUCAACAGCGUGGGCUGCGUGUGCCCCGUCAACGUCAGCGCGGGCUUCCGCCGCAAGCAGGCCCAGGAGGCGGGCGUCUACAAGGUGUUCUCCCAGCAGCCCCUGGGCAGGGCCGAGCUGAAGACCAUCUUCCGCUCGUACUACUCUGUGCAGGUGACGGACUGGCAGGCGUACCCGCGCUACGGCAGUGCCCGGGAGCUGCCGCCCAUCGUCCUGCACGACGGCCUCUACUACCUCAAUGGCAUUGAGUGGGCGGGCAGCGCCAUGGAGAUGAGCUCGGUGGCGGCCAAGAACAUCGCGCUGCUGGCCUACCACCGCUGGAGCCGCCAGCUGGAGAUGAUCGACCAGAAAGACCUGAUGCACAAGAUCAAGACUGAGCUGUGAUGUUGUCCCCCCCAGCACUGAGGAACUCUGGGAAAAUAAGGGUCAAGAUCAGGGCUGACCAAACCCCUUGUUCCUGGAGGUCUUACCAUCCUGCAGGGUUUUCAUUUCAAUCCUAAUUUGGCAUGCCUGAUUGUAAUAAUUAGCAGCUCAAGGAGAUCUCUAGCUGUUAAAUGAGGUGUGCUUUGUUAGGGUUGGAGUGAAAACCUACAGGAUCCAGGAACAAGGUUGGGCAGGCCUGGGUAAGAGGCCCACUAAUGGGGUGUCUUUGUGGUGCCUGGCCCGAGGGUGCCUGCAAAAUACAACAAAUGCCAUUUUUGUGGAGGCUUAUUCUCUUGUUUUUUUUUUUUUUUUUUUUUUUUACAACUUCGUCCCUCGCCUUCAGUUCUUAAUGUUACGUUGACAUCUGCUUAAUGUAAUUUUUUUGUAAUUUUAAAGUUGAAAGAAAUUUGAAGUGUUACUUUCUAAAAAAAUUUCACUCCAGUGCGAGGUUAACGGUGAACCACGUCAAAUAUUUUUAACUUGUCAUCAUGCAGCAGAGUGCAAUGAGGAAGUGCUCUGUGUCCCUGCGUCUCUUCACGGUGUCAGAUUUAAAUUUCCCAGUAUGCCGAGCAGACAAAGAGAUGCAAACUUACCCGUAAGCAUUUAUUUUACAACUGUGUUCUGGGACUCAGGACAUGUAUUUAUUUUUUUCCCGAUACUAUUUUUAAAUUUUAUUUUAUUAUCAACAAGGUUUGCAGGUGUACAUCAACAAGUAACCUCUGUCAAUAACAUAACAUAUAGGUAUACCAGGGCAUUGAUAGACAGGCAAAUAAACAAAACAGGAAAUGAUAAAACAAAUAAAAUAUAUACUUUUUUUUUCUUAAAUUCAUCACUUAAUGUUUUAGUCACAAUACAGCCAUGCCAUUAUGACUAAGACAAUAAAAGAUACAGAAAAGUAACAGAAAGCAUACACCUGCACGUUUGGACAUUUAUUUAUUUUGAAAGAACUUUUAAGAUAUGAUGAUUUAGGCACUGUUUUUGAUUAAUGCUAUGGGGAACUGGUGCCGGCACAAAGCUUCUUUUUAAUUCUCCAUGAGAAAGAGAAAUGUAUUAUAUUUGUUCUUGAUUGCUUUGUACCAGGUGGCAACAAAAUGUUGUAACUUUAUUAUUCCUUGAAAAAAUGUGUAAGUUAUUGUGCUCUUAGACGAAAAAGAAAAUUGAGGUAUGGACUGCAGUUUAAAAUAAACCGCAAUUUGCGACAAAGUAUUGAAUUGACUUGUUUUACAGCGUGACAUUAAAUUAUGUCCAUUAAUAGAGGAAAUCAAAUGUAGUGCAUAUAUAAAAAUGUGAUUCUGGGAACAUAAAGUGAAGAACCAAGAAAUAAAUUAUUGGAGUAAUCAAA
Molecule: messenger RNA, 3239 nt
Organism: Anguilla anguilla (European eel)
Lineage: Eukaryota; Metazoa; Chordata; Actinopteri; Anguilliformes; Anguillidae
Product: prenylcysteine oxidase-like
Exons: 6
Coding region: 350-1858 (502 amino acids)
Biological process (GO): prenylated protein catabolic process; prenylcysteine catabolic process
Molecular function (GO): prenylcysteine oxidase activity
Source: RefSeq, a predicted model, not a curated record